Dibothriocephalus latus is the source of this 927-nucleotide messenger RNA. The record is from the annotation of a GenBank genome assembly. NCBI's taxonomy places the organism in Eukaryota, Metazoa, Platyhelminthes, Cestoda, Diphyllobothriidea, Diphyllobothriidae.
AUGGCUGUGGCAAUGGCUGUGACAAUGGCUACGGCUUGGUUUCACAACGCUGGCAGCAUCUGGCAGCUGUGGGCCCUGGUUAUCUCUCUCCAGAAACCCGGCUCUUUGAGUAAAAUGGGUGACGGGAUAUCUCCGGAACUUAAGGCCCAAACCGCUGCAAGCCUUGUCUUACUGGCUCCUCCGCAGGAAGUCGAGGAUGUUGUAAAAGCCGUUAGGACUAUCGUUGGGGACUGCAAACCCUUCGAAAAGAAUCUGAGGAAAGUUUUGCUUCAGUACGCGAAGGAGCAAACGGUUCAGGUUGCACUCCCGGGAUGUCCUGUCAAGACAUUGAUUACUGAGCAGGGAGAUCUCCAAAAUGGACGUUUCCUUUGUCCCAGAACUCACAACUCGUUUACCUUUGACCCUCUUACUUUUGCUGUGGAUGAUGUCAGUCCCACGGCGCCCAAUGAUAAAGAAGGCGGUAGUGUUGAGCUAGAGCCAUGGCGGAGGGCAAUUGAGGAUAUGCUUACAACCUACAUUGCUGAGAAGUUUCCGACUGGGGCUGUUUCAGUUUUUGCUCCUUCCUCGGAAAAACCUAUGAUCUACAUAUAUAUCGAGGGUAACAUUCGGAAGCAAUUUUCGAGCGGACGUUGGAGGUCUUCGUGGGUAAUUGAGUUCCCAAAGAACUAUAAAGGGAGUUCUUUGAAUGUCACCGGAGACGUUAAAGUACAGACUCACAUCUUCGAGCAGGGUAAUGUUCAACUCAUGUCAAGCAAAAAGAAUGCCUUUGAAGUCACCGCCACGUCGCCCGAGGCAUUCGCCGCCGAUGUUGCUGCGAAGAUUGCCGAAUUCGACACAGAAUACCAGUUCGACUUUCUCUACGGCUAUGACUGCUGGGAUAUGCGCGUGGAAGAUGAAGGACUGCUUGAGGAUCGUCUUUCCAGUUAA